This is a messenger RNA of Porites lobata, 6581 nucleotides long. Lineage: Eukaryota; Metazoa; Cnidaria; Anthozoa; Scleractinia; Poritidae. The record is from the annotation of a GenBank genome assembly.
AUGAAUCAGGGACUUUUUGCUUUGGCAUUUCUCCUUUGCGUUUCUUUCGGUAAGUACUUUUGGUCCGUUCUAUUGCAUUGAUAUGCUCAUCGCCAUCUAGUUCUUUCUGGCAAUGACUGGACAUGCCAGUCGAUCGAUACAUAGCGGAUUUGAAACGCUUUUAUUCAAAGUUGCCUUUCUUAGGGCUGUACUUUCUUCGCUGUAUUGGUAUACGAUGAUAUGAGAUGUUCAGUCGUUCCUUACAAGAUUACGCUUCGUCUUUGUUACGGUUGUCUUUACGUAUCCAAAUUAGGGGUGACGAAUGGUCUUUGCGAGCAUUCGCGAGAAUGCGAGCACUGCGAUUUUUUUGCGAGCACGAGCAGAGAUAAAAAAUUUGCUUUGCGAGCAGCGAGCAGUUUAGAGAGUACAACUCGCAAGCAGCGAGCACUUGUUAUAUAGGAACAACGUCCUCGUGUCAGAACAGCCUCUUCUGGAAGAAUCCUAAAGCUUCCAAACCGUUUUUAUCGAAAACACGGCCUAAUUAAAGCCCAGUGAGUAGAGCGGUAGAGAAACUCAGAAGAACCCAAGGUAACAAUAUCUUCUCCUCUUGUAACCGUAUAUAGCUAGAUCAGCUAAUUUAUUAUUUAUCGUUGUCAUUUAUCGCGUACAUUUCCAAUGAACUUGAUAGCCAUAUUUACAGGAAUUAAGCACCAUACAGAAUUACAUUUACUUUAACCCAAAGAGGGAUUUACAAAAUUUCGAGCAAUACUGACAAGAAAGCAAACAUGCGCGCGACAAACUGCAAAAAUUUGGUGAGCACAAGCAAGCGAGAACUCGUGUAAACUUUGCGAGCAAAUCGAGCAAAGGUAAAAUUUUUGCGAGCAGUUAAAAAUUUUCAUGGACCAUUCAUCACCCCUCAAAUUGAUCUGAAUGGAGGAUCAUCAGAAAAAGUUGAGUUUGAAAGUUGUGUUCAUGUAUUAGUGAAAGGAUAUUUUGUAACCGUGACAUUAAAGCUUAUCUGGCCACGUUUAAUGGAAACAGCUGCUCUGUAAACCAACAAAACUUUUCCGCGUUCACGGAUAAGCCAGCGCCUACUUUCAUUUCACAGAGGCUUUCAAUAAACCACCAAAUUCCAAACAUAUGAGCUUGUAUCACUGAAAUAGCUUUACUGUUGCUUUAAAAAGUUCAUUUCUACUAGUAAUGCUAUAAUCGCCUUGGUUCGUGGCUCAAAUGGAAACAAUCGCCAUUUUCGGAGUGAAAGUUUUCACUUCCUUACUCUGUGGUGGUACCCCUUAGUACUUCUUUCAUGCUCCUAUAUUCACGAGUCACGAUUGCGUACGAUAAUCAUAGCUGGAAUUUUCGUUCUUCAAAUGUGCGAAAGUUACACCGCCAGGAAAUUUUAAUAGUUCUUUGUACAGAGGAAUUCAGGCUGUAGAAGAUACCAAGACAUCAUUUUCUUCGAGCCCAAAAACAAAUUUUAUUAGAAAUUCUAUUCGUCGUAGAGAUUCAAAAGCGUGGAACAGUUUACAACAGCUGAAACCUUUCAAAAGAAUUUUAACAACUAUCUCUCGCCAAAUUUGAUGUAGUUAUUUAAACUCGCUUGACUUUUUAAGUGCAGGUGAACUUCUCAAAGAUCAGAAGGGGAAAGAAAUAUUGGUGCGCUUUCAUGUUAGGUUGUUGAUUUAGUGGGAGUUCCGAAUCAGCAUGCCAUAGUCAUAACGUUAAUUUCAAAGUUUUCGUAUUUUUUUUUUGCUUUCACGUCCAUUUUAGACUUUUAUAAUUUCGAGUUCAACGCAAGAGAGAAUGGGCUCAUUCUCUCUUAGCUCAACGUCUAUCCGUGGUUAUGAAAUUAAUCGCGUUCCUUGUAAAAUUCCUAGAAACUGGCAAAGGACUCAUCCGUAUUUUCCCGGAAUCGGGUCUGUUAUUGAUGACAUUGAUAAGGCUUCGCCCAUUCUUUUUGGCCGUGGGUCAAAACUGACGUAAUGUUAAUGUACCUGUGUUUAUUUUGCUGUGACAUUCUGUCACUUAAGAAAAAAAUACUCAUUAUGAAUAUUACCUAAAAAGCAUGUAUGCUUGGGUCUCGUGUAGCGGAUAAAGAGCAUGAAAAAUUAUCUCACACCUGAGUCUUUAUAGUUCGUUAAAGUUGACGUGAAGCAACCGGCAUAAUUAAGCACGUGGAAACAGUUGUCUAUUUUUACAGAGCUAUUUUUACUGCUAAUUGAAACUCUUAUACUAUACUUAUAGUAUGAAAGCUACCAAAGGCCAAAGGAGAAUAUGUUUUCAAGGAAUCUGUGAAUCUUCAUUUAUGACUAGAGUAAAAAACAAAAUGAUGUCAAAUGAAAGUAGUGCUAAAGGAGUUUAAUUUGUGUGGUUUAAUACAUCCCAAGGGUCUACUCUCAUGCGAAUGUAGGCCGUUACUGGCCAAACAUUUAAUAUUGAUUCUGCUGAGGUCAGUUCUACUGCUUCGCUGCCUUUAAUGAAUGAGGACAGGAGACCUUGCCCAGGGGCGGAUCCAGGAUUUUUUUUAGGAGGGGGUGCACUCGUCUCUUGCUCUACUUCAACACCAAUAAACCAUAUAGUUUUUUUUUUUCGCAGAACACCACUUGUAUUAGAAAACUGCAGGUCAUCUCAGGGGUGGGGGGGGGUGUGCACCCCCUGCACCCUUCCCCCUAGAUCCGCCCCUGCUGCCCAUGAAACAAGGUUGCGGGUUAAUUUAACUGGAAAUCUGUUCGCUACAAGAUAAAAAUGAAACUGUUCUACAGUAGCGAGGACCAGCCCAGCCAACCUGUGUAUCAUACUUCUUAGUAUUAUCGCUACUGAAAAUGUUGCUCUUCUUCACUGGCGAAGACAUCGCGGUUGAAAAAAAAAAACGGGCCGAUAAUAGACUUUUCAUUCGAAUUUUUUUACUUGAACUUCGUUAGCGAUAAAACCAGAUAAAUUAAGUUUACGUAACUUCGUCAUCGCCACAGGGAACCCGAACGCUGUAUUAGCUAAUAAAAGAAUCAGUUAUUUACCUGUGUUUCCGAAGUCUUUAUGAGCUGUUUUGGAAGGGAUUUGAAUCCAAUGAGUGGAUUCAAAUACCUUCCAAAACGGCUCAUAAAGACUCAGGAAACACAGGCAAAUAACAACUUUUAGUAUACACUAAAACAGUGGAUAGUGUUUUUCGUGCGCUCUGAUUGGCUACUCAAUCAGUGAAUAUCCUGCACUAUUCACUGAUUUACCUCCAGUUCCUUAGCCUGCGAGCAAGCUCUCCUAUUUGGGCGAGUGAAACGAGUCUCGCGAGAACGCGCGAGCGAGAGGCGAAGCCGCGAGGGGCGGAGGAAAGGAGAGCUUGCAACCAUCCCUUACAAAUUUUCAUUUGUACUUUGCCCAGACGAAGGGAAAUGCCAUUGGCUGAAAAAUGACGUUCCGGAAAUCAAAGUUGAUUGAUAACUGGCCAAGCUGGCACCCGCUUCGUCUGUGUGUCAAAUUUGGUUCUCAGGGGGAUCAGAUUGGUACCAAGAACUUGUUUCAGCCCUCAAUGCAGACGGGCUCGUUUGUUGUAAUUGUCGCAAAGAGAAUAUUGCGUGCCGAGGAUAAGUCGGACCGAGUUUGUAGUUCUUGUGGAAGGAAAUGAAAACCUUUCAUCAGUUGUAUUCAUCUGUGUCAAGCGCCUUGUUUAGUUCUGAAAACAGGGAGAGUGAAAGUGAAGAGUGAUUAAAGCACUGUCUUCUAACAUCGGUUUCUUCGCCCGAUUGAAUUCUUCUGGGUAGAAAAAUUCAGAAACAUGUACUUGACAGUGUAGCUGUGUAGCUUGAUCUUAAAGAAGGAAAAGAGAAAGAGUUGGAAGCAACUGGAGUAAACCUUAAGAGAACCAAAUGCCGGAAAACGCUAUUCUCCUUUCCUCGGCCCCUCGCUCCCGCGUUCUCGCGAGGCUCACUUCGCUUGCCCAAAUAGGAGAGCUUGCUCGCAGGCUACCAGUUCCUCCGAGCGAGCGACGCCAAACUCGCGUAGGUUGCGCGCAAAAUGCUUUCCCGGUUUGCUGCCGUAACAAACUAAGAAAUUUCACAACUAAUCAAGCAAGCUAUUUCCGAAAUACAUGAAGAGGGUGACGAAGGUCGGUUUGGAAGUUUUAACAGGUAAAGCUUUGUCUUUUUGACUUGAUUAGUUAUCGAUAAAACCGGUGAAAAAGUUUUUUGUUUACAAAUGCAAAUUAAGCUUAAGUCUUUGCGCUACAGUAUGUUGCCCAGUAUCCGGACACUUUAGUUUAAGAUUGCAAUAACUUUCCUUUGUUAAUCGCAAGAGCUCUGAAAUUUGGCCCAGGGAAAAUCUAUCUAGUCCUUAGGAUGACGAAAGACAGUUUAACUUUUUUGCCUUUGUUUCCGUCGCGAAAUUAAUAUUUUGGAAGAGCUCCUUUGUUGCCCAGUAUCCGGACAGCUGGCUCAGUAUCCGGACACAACAAUAACAACGUAAUUGUACAUAAAUUUCGACAGGCAAGCGACUUAUAAGCUUCUCUUGCACUUGCAAAGUAGUCUGGCAAUCGAUUCCGAAAAUAUAACCUAGCAUCGUGAAAUAAAACAUAACAAAUGACUGGGGUAUGGUGGCGAACGCGAGCAGCUGUUUUAAAAAUGGUAUAAUUCUCACUUCCUUGUCUAGGAACUUUUUCACUGAUUUAAGGAAGGCAUCCGUGGACAUGCCGAAGCCGUGGUUUGCAAGCUCAAUUAGCCAAUCUGCAAACGAUUUUCUUUCUUCAUUUUUUAUUUAAAGAAAAGCUUGGGGAAGGGACCUCAACCCGACGGUCAAAGGUCACUCUCCUAUUUAGUCUGACCUGCAGUGUUGAUUUCCUCAUGCUCAGUCCCCACAAUAAGCCUGCUUUUCUAGCACUAAUUCCUCCUUCUUUCACAUCUCUCAAUCCCUUUGUGACAUUUUUCAGACCGCUGCAACCCCAUUCUAGCAGUCCCAACUGGGGAAAGUAUGAGAAUUCCAGGUUCAACUAAGACGCUUUCGGUUAUAUAUAGAAAAUGCAGUCACGCGAAACAAGCCGUGCACACGAAAUCAAGUCGCCUCUGAAUGAGUGAAGAAAAUUUCCAUACGGAGUUGGGUGGAGUUACAUUUUACGACCAUAUCAUAUAUCCUAGGCUUUAAUUAUAGUUACUGAUAUGAAAUAAAUCUUAUCCGGAGAAUGUACACCGCUAAUUCAUCGAUUCUGUCCAGCAACGAAAAAACUGUCCGGAUACUGGGCACAUGACAUCAAAACUUAGUGAAUGUUUCUGGCCUCCGUUAUUCCAAACAAAUCGAAUUUCAAGAAAAAUUAAUAAACUUUCUGAAAACCUGACUUCCUUAAGUACCUUCACUUUAAAAAUAAAACAGUUUCUUUGAAAAUAUCACACAUUACCCUCCCUUUUCUGAGCAGCACUAACUUUACUGCGCAGUAAACAGCGUAAAUAGUAGCCAUGAAAAGUUUACUCACCUGAACAGAACGGCGUCUUCUGCGACUGUUUCGCAAGCUUUCAAAUCGCCAAAACUUUCAUCUUAAAGCUAUGUUCAGCUUUCAUUCGAAAUACUUCGUUUACCGGGAACUGAAAAGGGCAACUCAAAAAUUGAGUUUUUGUUUCAAGUGUCCGGAUACUGGUACCGUCCGGAUAGUGGGCAACAUACUGUACUUUAUUUAGUUUACUUGUCAUGAAUAAGCUUAAAACUAAAUGUAAUAAUCUUUUUUAAAGAAUUAUUUUAAAUACAAACAGAAUUCACAACUCCUUUUGAAGAAACUUCCCCGCAAGAGCUAAACAAACGCCUUGAAAAGUUUUAUUUGUCGCUAAGAAAAAGCGACGACCGCGGCCGUUCGGUCAUCGCGCGCCAAAAUUGUAAUCGUUGGCAACAGUAAAUGAGUUAAAAAUCAUGAUUUUGUGCUCAAUUAUCUCACUGUUUUAGUAUAUACUAAAACAAUUAUUCACCUCAGUGUCGGUGGCUAGUAUUGGAUAUUUACCUUGCCGCUUCGCGGCCUCGGAAAAUAUCCAAUACUAGCCACCUCCACUUCGGUGAAUAAUUGUUAUUUAUCAGCUAAUUCAGAGUUCGGGUUCCAUGUGUCAGAACAAUUAUCAAGAGCAUUGCUGGAGCGUUAUAGGCCUUGGGGCAGAACCAGUAGACUCAUAAAAGUUCUAGCUAUCUGUGGUAACAACAGAGGGAAAACCGAUACUACUACAAUCUGUUGGCACUGCUUUGCUGUUAGUAUAUGUACAGAAAGGAGUGCAACAAUUCCCUGAAAUUCUGAAAGUCUGAUUAUGUGUACUAUUUCAGCAUGUGGCUUACAGUGUUAUCAGUGCAUAAGCACGAAAAGUUGGGAUGACUGUGAAAGCGUCAAAACAAAGGUGAACUGUUCCUCUACCAAGAACCGAUGUGCUAAGGGCUACGAAGAUAUCAAAAAAGGCGGAGUAUCAGUGAAGGAUUAUGCCAAAGGUUGUAGCUCAGCAGAUUUUUGCAAAACUGCGACAGACACCGACGCCUGUAAGGAAGGAACCUGUGAGUUGGAUUGCUGCUCUGGAGAUCUUUGCAAUGCUGCGACAGUACCACUGGUCAGCGCCAUCGUCUUUACCGUAUGCGCUGUUCUGGCCACUUCUCUGUAA